AUGUCAAUUCAGAACUACUUUCAACCUGGUCCAAGUCUCACCGUUCCCGAGCCAUCAAUCCUUAGCAGACACCAACAGCCCCAGAGUGCCCAGUUAUCAGACAUCCUGAGAGACGAGCGAUCGAGGACCGCCGAGAGAAGGCAUGAAAUCAAUUUCCACAAUCCACUAAUCACACAUUUACCACCACAAGGCUACAAGCAGACUCAGUCUGCUCUAACAACAACGACCGACCAAGAAACUCAAGCCAAGCAUCCAGCCACCUCUGAUUCACCCUCAAUGUCUGCCAGAAUCCUCGAAAAAGCUGAAUCCCUCCAUCUGAGGUCUGAUUUGUAUCAAAAUUUUCGCUUGUACCUUCAAGACGCAGGCGAUGACAUCGCUUCUGAGUAUUUGAACAUGCUGGAUGACCUUGUUUCCGAGCUCAAGCCAGAUGCACUGAAGCAUGAACUCUUAAUCGAAUUUGCUCACGGUAAAUCGUUGGCCCCUCCAUUGGAAAGAGCUUUUCGACUACUUGAAAUUUGUGAUCGUAAAACUCUUCAGGAGAAAUUUAUUCAGCUGGCUUUCAUCAGACGUUACCCAAAUUUCUACCUGAAGAAAGAACUCAAUCUAGAUGAAAGAGCUCAAUAUCUCGAAGUUCCCGUGAGCACAGGCAUUAAUAAGUUGAAGGCCAAAUACACCAAUAAUGUCUUGGAGUUGGAUGUCAUCGCGAAAGGCUUCACAUCAAAGUAUCUUGGACACGACAAAAUUGUCGCCCCAACCUUGAAAACUCUGAUCAAUUACGUUAAGUUAUGGGAAUCCGAGAUCUACUUGGCGCCCUACACGUGCUUGAUUGGUCCCACCAUGAUUGGAAAGAGUCGCUUGCUGCAGAAAAUAGCCGAGGAAGUCUGUGUGCUGUAUAUCUGCCUCCGUCCCGAGGGUUCCACUGGCGAACCCAAAAGAUCGCUUCUCGCAACCAACAUGUUACCCGAGUCGUCCGCUGAUUACGAAGUUUACUAUGUCCGAGUCAUUGCAGCACUCUUACUUGUCACUGUCCGGUUUUUCCAGUCCAAGCAAAGCAAAGACUCCAAAGAGAAAUAUGAAGAGUGGAACAAGCACCAAACUACAGCACAUUUUCGCAGAGACGUUCUGGUAGAGUUAGAAAACUCUGAGCAAAUCACCUCCAAGACAACUGCUGCCCAGCAUCUCGUAACGGCAGUUAACGCAGUCCAAGCGGUUUUCUCGAAAGUUCCUGGCCUAAAGGUAUUACUGGCGAUUGACGAGGCCAGUUCCAUGCUUCAAACACCAACGGAACCAAAGGGCAAUGUCACCUCGUGGUUUCGCCUCUUUCGCCGUGCUUUGAGCACAAUCCAAGAAGGCGCCGGUAUAUUCGCCAUCCUAGUCGACACGACCUCUCGUGUAUCCAAUUUCUUGCCAAUAGACCGAGAGGACCGAAGCUCACGGGCCCUUGGCCCUCGUGGAAAACCGCGCAAAUUAUUUGCUCCUAUCUACAUGAUACGGACCUUUGACCUGUUGGCCCCCCCUCGUUCACCAUUAAGUUGGGACCAGUUAUUCUCAUCGGACCGGCUCUGUAAAUAUGGCGUUCCUUUUUUUGAUAUAUACCUUGCCGAUUCGCUUGAACUAGGCCGUGCGAUUUCCUACGAUGCUGCUAUUCCCUCAAUAGUUCAUUUUGCUUUAAAGAAACUUCUCUGCUCCGAAGACAUCACGGACACAAUCACGUUGACUGCGGCCCGGGCACUUGCGUUACUCGGCCCAACUGUCGGAGUUCCUCUUCAUGGCCAGGCACAUCUCAAUGUAGAACUUACGGCAUCACAUGCGGCGCACGUUGGUUACCUUGAUCCAACCCGGGAAUAUCAACACAGCUUCUACCCGUCGCAACCAAUUUAUGCGCUAGCUGCCAACAACCAUCUGCAUCAGUAUGAGACUCUCCUUGUAUCGUGUAUCAAAUCUCUGACGUCUAUACUAUGCCAAGGCAACAUUGGUACAGGGGAUGCUGGCGAAUGUGCCAGCAGAAUCAUUCUGCUGUGUGCCAUGAAUAAAACACUGGCUGACAUGGAUAGCGAUCGAACAACCAAAGCAACCACCCAGUCAAACAAGCGGGCAAAAACGGUCGACCGGCGGAACACAAACAAUCACCCCACUGUGCACGCAGACAGUCGAUCGCCUUGGAAGCCAGUUCCAGUGGAAAAGUUCUUGGAAACUCUGACUGGCCUACCAGCAAAUGAUCUGCUGCUUGGCUCUAUCAACGAUACUCACAAGAAGAAACUACUUGGACAAGGCAUGAUGUUCUGGAACCAUUUCCACUUUGCCCUGUCGACGCCAACUGUUGAAUCAUUGAUGAAAUGCAUCGAAAGAGGGGCGGCUAUCCAAUGCCACUCUCAACAACCCGGAAUCGACCAUGUCUUACCGAUCUACUUAAAAGAUGAAACUGUCGAGAUGGACCAAACGCAGAUGACCUUUUGCGGGAUUCAAGUCAAAAAUCGUGAAAAUGACAGCACCGUGUCCACUUCUGCUCAAGAAAUGACGCAUAAAAAAACGAUGAUCAACACAAAUACCAAGAAUCCCUAUCUUGUGCUACACUUUAGUUUGAGACACAAAGGCCCGCCGAAAAAAAGCAGCAGCAAUGUCAAGACACCCCAAAACUGCAGCGGCAAUGUAAAGACACCCCAAGACUAUCAGCUCACAAAGACCGGAACGCGAGGAAAGCAAAAGAAUCGAGACCCUCAACAGGCAUCCUUAGUCUUCUACGGAUUAGAUUCCUUCCCUUUUCUCAGUGCCCAAGUGAAAAACGCAUUGCAAGAACUAGUAAAUGUUCGCACCGAUCUUGUAUCUCGGCACGCAGAGGAUAUUGAUGGCCAAUGUUAUGCCAAGGACUUGAUGCUGUGCGCUGAACAGAGCUGA
Puccinia triticina is the source of this 2895-nucleotide messenger RNA. RefSeq lists its product as uncharacterized. Lineage: Eukaryota; Fungi; Basidiomycota; Pucciniomycetes; Pucciniales; Pucciniaceae. The record is from RefSeq and is a predicted model, not a curated record. Bases 1 to 2895 code for a protein of 964 amino acids. The transcript is spliced from 3 exons.